Talaromyces proteolyticus is the source of this 1272-nucleotide messenger RNA. RefSeq names its product putative nuclear pore complex subunit. Lineage: Eukaryota; Fungi; Ascomycota; Eurotiomycetes; Eurotiales; Trichocomaceae. Bases 133 to 1050 code for a protein of 305 amino acids. Gene Ontology annotation, molecular function: structural molecule activity; protein binding. Gene Ontology annotation, cellular component: COPII vesicle coat; nuclear pore outer ring. The record is from RefSeq and is a predicted model, not a curated record. The transcript is spliced from 6 exons. Gene Ontology annotation, biological process: protein import into nucleus; COPII-coated vesicle budding; positive regulation of TOR signaling.
AGAGUGACAUGGCCCAUGUUGACACGGACAGCGACCGUGAACAACGCCAUUCUCCCUCGCCUGACCCCUCCUCUCCAUUCCGCAGACUGAUUGCGAACGCAUUUGCAAUUUCUGUCGUGCCCAUCGUCAAAUAUGGCGCAAACUAUCUCGAAUACCGGCCACGAUGAUAUGAUUCACGAUGCGAGUCUCGAUUACUAUGGCCGCAGGCUGGCGACAUGUUCUUCUGACAAGACAAUCAAAAUAUUCGAAGUGGAGGGCGAUUCCCAUAGACUUAUCGACACUCUGAAAGGGCACGAAGGUGCAGUGUGGUGUAUAGCUUGGGCACAUCCGAAAUUCGGCACAAUCCUGGCGUCUUCUUCGUACGAUGGUAAAGUGUUGAUCUGGCGCGAACAGCCCUCCAGUGCACCAGCCAGUGGAAGCCCCUGGACCAAGGUCUUCGAUUUCUCUCUUCAUACUGCGUCAGUUAAUAUCAUUUCAUGGGCUCCCCAUGAAAGUGGAUGCCUUCUUGCUUGCGCCUCAUCAGAUGGCCAGGCCAGCGUGCUCGAGUUCCGUGACAACAGCUGGACUCACCAGAUGUUCCAUGCUCACGGAAUGGGUGUCAACUCUGUGAGCUGGGCACCAGCUGCAUCACCAGGUAGCUUAAUAAGUGCGAAUCCAGGACCGGGCCAACAAAGGAGGUUUGUUACCGGUGGUAGUGAUAAUCUGGUCAAGAUUUGGGACUACAGCCAUGAAUCCAAGACAUACAAUCCUGUGCAGACUUUGGAAGGACACUCAGAUUGGGUACGAGAUGUUGCUUGGUCCCCAAGCAUUCUCUCCAAAUCCUAUAUCGCCUCAGCUUCUCAAGACAAGACUGUUCGCAUUUGGACUUCCGAUGCCUCGGCUCCUGGCAAGUGGACAAGUACUGUCCUUGAAUUUGACACUGUCUUGUGGCGUGUCAGCUGGAGCCUAAGCGGUAACAUCCUGGCUGUCAGUGGUGGUGAUAACAAAGUUACACUUUGGAAGGAGAACCUCAAGGGACAGUGGGAAAAGGUCAAGGACAUUGAGGAAUGAUGAUUGUGAUAGUAAUAGAAAUUGGCUGAGAUUUUUGUGUUUGUUCAUUUCUCAACAGCACUUUUCCUACAUUACUUUUUACAUCUCUUUUCUUCCUUGUCAUACCCGAAUUACAAAACAAAAGUAAUAUCACAUAGCGUAACGGAUCCCAAAUAUCCUCACGGACGUUAAUAAUGCGCAGGACAAAUUUAAAAGAAAACUAGAAAGCGCUCAAAAACCUGC